Messenger RNA from Cinclus cinclus, 1421 nucleotides. Its product is annotated as protein kinase C gamma type-like. NCBI's taxonomy places the organism in Eukaryota, Metazoa, Chordata, Aves, Passeriformes, Cinclidae. Gene Ontology annotation, biological process: protein phosphorylation. The record is from RefSeq and is a predicted model, not a curated record. The annotation marks the transcript as partial. Gene Ontology annotation, molecular function: protein serine/threonine kinase activity; ATP binding. The transcript has 7 exons.
GACCGGCUGUACUUUGUCAUGGAAUACGUCACCGGGGGGGACCUCAUGUACCACAUCCAGCAGGUCGGAAAGUUCAAGGAGCCGCACGCGGCAUUUUACGCGGCCGAAAUCGCCAUCGGUCUCUUCUUCCUGCACAACCAAGGGAUCAUCUACAGGGACCUGAAGUUGGACAACGUGAUGCUGGACGCUCAAGGCCACGUGAAAAUCACCGAUUUUGGGAUGUGCAAAGAAAAUAUUUUUCCAGGAAACACCACCAGGACUUUUUGUGGAACUCCCGAUUACAUCGCUCCCGAGAUUAUUGCUUAUCAACCCUAUGGAAAAUCCGUGGACUGGUGGUCCUUCGGAGUCCUGCUCUACGAGAUGUUGGCCGGGCAGCCCCCUUUUGACGGCGAGGACGAGGACGAACUUUUCCAAUCCAUCCUGGAGCAGACGGUGACGUAUCCGAAAUCCCUGACCCGAGAGGCCGUGGCCAUCUGCAAAGGGUUCCUGACCAAGCACCCCGGGAAGAGGCUGGGGGCGGGCCCGGGGGGGGAACAGGAGGUUCGGGGUCACCCCUUUUUCCGCCGCACGGAUUGGGAACGUCUGGAACGUCUGGAGGUGCCGCCCCCCUUCACCCCCCGCCCGUGCGGCCGGAACGGUGAAAAUUUCGAUAAAUUUUUCACCCGGGCCCCCCCAGCUCUGACCCCCCCGGACGCUUUGGUUCUGGCCGGACUGGACCAAGCUGAGUUCGAGGGGUUCAGCUUCACCAACCCCGACUUCCCUCAGCCCUCGGGGUCCCUCGUGUGACCCCAAAAAAAUUUGGGGACACCCCGAAAAAAAUUUGGGGUCUUUACACCCCAAAAUCCCCCCAAAAAAUCCCCAAAAAUUAAAAAAAAAAAAUGAUUUUUUCCACCUAUUUUUCAAGUUUUCCCCCCCCAUUCUGGAAUGUACCAAUGCUCGUGUCACCCCCAAAAAAAUUUGGGGAACCCCCCGAAAAAAAUUUGGGGACCCCUCCGAAAAAAAUUUGGGGUCUCUACACCCCAAAAUCCCCCUAAAAAUCCCCAAAAAUUUAAAAAAAAAAUUGAAUUUUUAGCGUUAUAUUUCAGGUAUUCUCCCCCCGUUUUGGAACGUACCAAUGCUCGUGUGAUCCCAAAAAAAUCUGGGGACCCCUCCAAAAAAAUUUGGGGACACCCCGAAAAAAAUUUGGGGUCUUUACACCCCAAAAUCCCCCCAAAAAAUCCCCAAAAAUUAAAAAAAAAAAUGAAUUUUUCCACCUAUUUUUCAAGUUUUCCCCCCCCAUUCUGGAAUGUACCAAUGCUCGUGUCACCCCCAAAAAAAUUUGGGGAACCCCCCCAAAAAAACAUUUGGGGACCCCCCCCCAAAAAAAAAUUUGGGAUCUUUGCAGCCCGAAAUCCCAAAAAAAUCCAUAAAAAUUUUUAAAA